UUCUUUUUCUUCUCUCUCGCGACUCUCGGUGAGGUAACCGACGACUUGGUUGGAUGAAAUCGGAGACCACCAAAUCGGAUCCUUUCCUUCACCAAUUCGGAGAUGGUCAAACACCAAUCUCUUUCCCAUGAUCUCGUUCACUGCUAAGGAGAUCGAUGUGAUUGAAUGGAAAGGAGAUGUACUCGUAGUUGGUGUGACUGAUAAAGAUUUGACUAAAGACGAGAGCUCAAAGUUUAAAAAUCCGAUCUUGAAUAAGCUCGAUGAUCAUUUGAGUGGACUCUUAGCUCAGGUCUCGUCCGAGGAGGAUUUCAACGGUAAACCUGGUCAGUCAACUGUUCUUAGGCUUCCGGGUCUUGGAGCAAAGCGAAUCACUUUGAUCGGUCUUGGUCACUCUGUUCCAUCAGCUUUUCAUAGCCUUGGUGAUGCUGUAGUUACAGUUUCUAAAGCUUCUCAAUCUAGUAUUGUUGCUGUUGUGCUUGCUUCAAGUGUUACUGAUGAGUCUAAGCUUAGUUCUGCAUCAGGCAUAGUGCUUGGUUUGUUUGAAGAUAGUAGGUAUAAGUCUGAAUCAAAGAAACCAUCUUUGAAGUUUGUUGAUAUCAUUGGAUUUGGAACUGGUCCUGAGCUAGAGAAGAAGCUGAAGUAUGCGGAGGAUGUUUCUUACCGUGUGAUUUUCGGGAGAGAACUCACUAACUCUCCUGCCAAUGUGCUUACUCCUGGUAUGGAUGGUUUCAAACACUGUCAUGUUUUAUGGUUUGCUGAGUUGUCCUAUUCUGAUUUUGGUUUUGUAUUUUGGCACAUAUCAAGAUUACAACUGAACUUUUUCCCCAUUUGUAUUUUCUACUUCUAUUUUAAUAUGCUUUUGUGGUUUGUAUGUUUAAAAGUUUAUGAAAUGCAAUAAUAAAAUCUUCAUUGUUUAAACA
Messenger RNA from Camelina sativa (false flax), 920 nucleotides. Its product is annotated as leucine aminopeptidase 1-like. Gene Ontology annotation, molecular function: metalloaminopeptidase activity; manganese ion binding. Lineage: Eukaryota; Viridiplantae; Streptophyta; Magnoliopsida; Brassicales; Brassicaceae. Gene Ontology annotation, cellular component: cytoplasm. Gene Ontology annotation, biological process: proteolysis. The record is from RefSeq and is a predicted model, not a curated record.